Molecule: messenger RNA, 744 nt
Organism: Clupea harengus (Atlantic herring)
Lineage: Eukaryota; Metazoa; Chordata; Actinopteri; Clupeiformes; Clupeidae
Product: vegetative cell wall protein gp1-like
Exons: 3
Coding region: 1-744 (247 amino acids)
Source: RefSeq, a predicted model, not a curated record
AUGCUAACAGCAGCUAGGCUAACCCCACUCACCACUACAGCUUGGCUACUCCCAGUACCCAACACUGUACCUCAAAAAACUACUGCUCCUCCUCCACCCACCACAGAAACACCUGCUGCCUCAACUCCUGCCUCACCUGCUGCUCCCCCCUCCACAGAAACACCCCCUGAUGCUCCUCCUCCACCCUCCACAGAAGCACCUCCUCCUCCCCCCACCACAGAAGCACCUGCUGCUCCACCCACCACAGAAGCACCUGCUGCUCCACCCUCCACAGAAGCUCCUGCCACCACAGAAGCACCUGCUGCCUCAACUGAUGCUCCUCCUCCACCUCCAGCCACCACAGAAGCACCUCCUACUCCAGCCACCACAGAAGCACCUCCUACUCCAGCCACCACAGAAGCACCUGCUACUCCACCCACCACAGAAACACCUCCUGCUCCACCCACCACAGAAGCAACUGAUGCUCCACCCUCCACUGAUGCUCCACCUCCUCCUCCUCCAUCCACCACAGAAGCACCUGAUGCCUCAACUGCAGCUACUCCACCCUCCACAGAAGCACCUCCUGCCUCACCUCCUGCUCCCCCCACCACAGAAGAACCUCCUCUGCCACCUCAUUGGCUCUUUUCUGCCAUAUCUGCCACCUCAUUGGCUCUUUGCUUCUCCCACAGCUGGCGCCUCAUUGGCUCUUUCCACAGCAGCCCCCAGCACAGUCUCCCUGAGGCUCACCCUGCAGCAGGAGUUUAG